UACACAUGAACAGAUAUUGAAAGCGUCGGUCUCACGCUAUACUAUGGAGGCCAGAAUACUGCUACUAGCAGCCCUUGUGGCUGGAGUUCUCGCAGGACCAAUAAAUGUUCGUUAUGAAAGCGAUGAUAAUACUAUGUGUGCACAAAGAUGCACAGAAUCAUCAAAAUUUAGAUAUCGACCUGGAACGACUUAUGAAUUUGACUACAAUGUCCAGACACAUACUGCUAUGGAAGGCGCAUCCGAUGAAAAGGCUACCCUUGGAAUCAAGGCCACGGCUGAAGUUGAGGUUAUGUCAAAAUGUGAAUUUGCACUCAAGUUAAGAAACGUGCAAGUUUUCCAAUCAGAUCCUAGCGAGGCCAUGCGACCAAUUGACAACUCAGAAUUCAGAAUGGCUCUCGAAGCUAACACCCUGAGAUUCGCCUUCCAAGAUGGUGCCGUAGAAGAGCUGUGCCCAGUUGAGGGUGAUAGGCCAUGGAUAUUGAACAUCAAAAGAGGUGUCCUUUCAACUUUCCAGAACACCAUGGAUGCAUUUGAAACUGACCAAUCUGUCCAUGAGGCUGAUGUAACAGGGAAGUGUAUGACUCAGUAUAAAAGCUCUAAAAACUGGUACACGACAACUAUUACUAAAUCCAAGAAUUUAUUAGGUUGUAUGGAUAGACAAAACUACAGAAGUGUUAUCCAAGCUAUGCCUUAUAGAGUUCCAUCUGAAAUCCAGUCAUUACCUCUGAUUAAAAGUGAACAUGAAUGUAACCAGGAAGUCGAUAACACUGAAGCUUAUCUCAAGAACGUCAUGUGUAAAGAAACCCACGUUUACCGACCAUUCUCAAACGAGAAUAGCGGUGCCUUAACAAGAAUUAUCCAGAAACUGAAAUAUAAAUCAAUGAGACAAGGUGUGACAACAAGACCAGGUUACAUCACACGAAGAGCAAACAUGUUUUUCGAACAUGCCAAAGAGCCAGUGUCAUCUGAGAUGCAACGAAAGGAUGUUGAAAGAAAACUUCAAGAAAUAUGCCAUGCUACAAGCUCAGACAUUAGACCACAGGUACCAAUGAUGUUUUCUGAACUUGUUCAUUUGCUGAGAAACCUAAACACAGUUACAAUGAGAGACAUCUACAUACAAGUUACCAGUGGUUCCAUAUGUAGUGGUAAUAUGGAAAGAACCAAGAAAUUCUUCCUUGACGCCAUCCCAAUGGUCAGUACCAGCAGCUCUGUUGAAAUGAUGAAAGAACUAUUGAUGAACAAGGAAAUCACAGGACUCGUUGCUGAAAUGUGGAUUAACACCCUCGCUUUUAUUCAGGCACCAACCAGAGAAAUGUUGGCCAAUGCCAAGGAUAUUCUUCGUAUGAACAGCAUUCAAGAAAAGGCCAUGCUCCCAGUAUCUUCUUUGGUAAACAAUUUCUGUACCAAGACACCUGGCUGCUCUGACAUGAUGGAAGUCAGUGACAUCAUUGAAAUCUUCGAAACCAGUUUGGGAAGUGGAUGCUAUGUUCGCGAUAGCAAUCUGGAAAAGGCCCUGAGAACUCUCCGAGCAAUUGGAAACGCUGGACACAGCAACACAAUUGGAUCUACUGUCUUGAGCAACUGCUUCAAAAGAGCAUCUAACCCAAUGGAAAUAAAAGUUGCUGCCCUUGAAGCUUUCCGACGAUUACCAUGCUCAGCGGAUAGAAGUGGACCAAUGACGAUAUUCAGAGAUAGAUCCGAAGACUCUGAAUUGAGAAUCGCCGCUUACCAAGCUGUCAUGCGAUGCCCAAGUGAAGAUAUUAUUAACAUAGUUAAAUCAACAUUGGAAUCAGAAGAUGCUAAUCAAGUUGGUUCAUUUGUUUGGUCUCAUCUAACUAAUUUGAUGGAAACAUCCAAUCCACACAAACAGAACAUCAGAUUUAUCCUUGAAGAUGCUCGUCUGAAGAAAGAAUUCAACAUGGAAAAGCUGAAAUAUUCUAGAAACUACGAGGGGUCUUUUAUGUUAGAGAAAAUCAACACCGGUGCUAUGGUUGAAAGCAACAUCAUCUGGUCUUCAAAAUCUUUUAUUCCAAGAUCUGCUAACCUAAACUUGACUGUUGACCUUUUCGGUAAUUCCGUAAACCUCAUGGAUAUGGGAGGUCGUAUUGAAGGUUUGGAAUAUUUGUUAGAAACUUACCUUGGACCACUUGGAUAUUUUGGUGAAAAGAGUUCAUCCAAAUCUGUUGCUAAGAGCAAGGCUAAACUUGACCAACUCAGAGGUUCUAUGUAUAUGAGAAUGUUUGGUAACGAAAUGGCUUUCACACACUUCCAAGGUCUUGAUUCACUACCUAAAAUGAAGAGCCUGAAUUUCGAAGAUAUCCUCAAAAAAUUGUCUAAUAAGCAUGACCUUUCCUUCACCCAGAGCUUCAUGUUUUUGGACAGCAGUAUUAUCGUUCCUACUUCGUCUGGCAUGCCUCUUAAUCUCACUGUCAAUGGUGUCGCAACCGUAGAUAUGAAAGCAUCAGGUGAAAUGAGAUUAAAUAAAUUGACCGCCAACCCAUCAAGACUCCAAAUCGAAGGAACUAUUCAACCAAGUGGUGCUGUAGCUAUCACUGGAUGUAUGAGUGUUGAUGCCUACGUCACAAAAUCUGGACUAAGAAUGACAAGCACACUUCACUCAAGCACUGCAGCUAAAGGAAGCAUCUUGGUCCACGGAGGAAAGAUAAUGAAAGUUGAAUUCGAUAUGCCACAGGAUAAAAUGGAAAUUUUAGACGUCAAGACCGCUUUCUUCACCGUCCAUGGCGAUAUUGAGAAAGAACAGACCAUGGUCACUGAUAACCGAAAGGUAGCAACGGUCUGUACUGGAUCUCGCAUGGCCAAGGUAACUGGAUUGGAAUUGUGUGGAGAAAUUAGCUUCCCAAACGCCUCCAUGAAGGCCGAUGCCCCCUACUUCCCAUUCACUGGGCCAGUUGGAGUCAGUCUGACUUUGCACAAGCGUGACAGCCAUAUUGGAUAUCGACUUCUGGCUAAGAAAACACAGAGUCCAUCAACCAAUGUUGUUCAGUUGGCUCUUGAUACACCGGGAUCCAAGAUUGAUCGUGAUAUGUCUUUUGAUUUUAUCCUUGACACAAAAAAUAAUGAUAUGGAAGUAAGAAUGAGAUCUCCAUGGGUCCAAGCUGCCAGUAAAGGUGUGUUCAAAAACAAAGAUAAUUUGAAAUCAUUCAACGGCCACGUAUCAUACAAUAAUGCCAAGGUUUUGAUAAUCGAUGCCGAUACAAAAGUCAUGGAGGAUGGAUCACGUAUCACAUAUACACCAAAUAUUGUCAUUGUUCGACCUAAAAUGGAUAAAUACAAGAUGGACGGUAAAGUUACUAUUAAUGGCAUGGAAAAUGUUAUUGUUGAUCUUACCAUGGAUCCAUCAGAAGCCAAGAAAAUGAACAUCAAAUUUGUUGGAACAAAUAUCAAGGGAGAGAAGAGUAUAAGUGGUAGUGUGAAUUACGGAAGAGGAGUCUAUUCUAUCAUAGCUAGUUUACUUCACGAUUACAGUUCAUCAUCAUUAAAACUAAUCCCAAACUUCGAGCUUAAGACACCAUCAUCAUCUUGGGCUGCCAUUUCUGGAAGCUGUGAAUACAAAGAAGAUAAAAGGUUGAUUGCUGAUAUAAAUAUUGCCCUGGAUACUCUGAUGAAGAAACCAAUUAGUUUCAGCUGUAACAUAAACCGGGUAGCUCGAAAGAAUAAACAAGUGAAAUACCUCGCUGAUCUGGUCUUAAACUCGAAACUCAUCACAAUGAAAGUUGAUGGUCUUGUUGAUAGAAAAAGGUCCGGAAGCACAGCCUCACGAUUGAUUAUUGACUACAAUAUUCCAAAAUCUAAGAAGAAUAAGAUAACACUGAACAGUAAAUACAGUGAUAGAAGUACUAAGACCCUGAACAAAAUUACCUGGAAUAGCAACCUUGAUGUUAAACAAAACCCAGAAUACAACUUCAAUUCAAACAUUGAUUUGUCUCACAACAUCCGACAUACCGAAGGAACUGUUAACUUUAAGUAUGGUGUUAGCCCCAAAAACCAUUUCCGCCUAGAAACUAAUGCUGAUCAUAAGGGAUCCAUGAAGAGAGCCUCUGUAGCGAUGAAGAGCAGGGCUAUUAUCCGACCUUUGGAUAUUGAUGUACAAAUUAAUGGUGACCACAAACACAGCAAUGGUCAUUUAGUUUCCGGUUUAAAAAUGCUUUAUGGCGAAGGAAAAGCUAUUGAAACCAGUCUUCGUCUGAAGGAUGACAGUAAGAAAACCACCAAAAUGGGAGGGGAAUGGACCUUGACCUACCCCGGGAAAAACAUCAUCAUUACAUCUGGUCUUGCCCAAGCAUCCAAAAAAGAAUUGCAACACACCAUCAACUUGAAAAUGGAAAAUGGCCACACGUCUAGUAUCGUCAGUACAUACAAACGACCACGACAAGAGAACUACGAAGUUUCAUCUGAAAUUAAUCUCCACGGCAUGAAACCGCUUGUCAUCUCUGGAAAUACGAACCUUAACCUCAAGAAUUUCAAACUUGGUGGCCAGGUAGAUUAUGCUGGGGAGACAUACAGCAUUAAUUCUGUGUCAAAAUAUUCACCUAAGGAACCACAAGGUAAGAUGACUUUGGACGUUGUCUAUCCUUCGCACCAUAUUAAUGUAGUCGUAGACGGUGGCCGAAUAGGCGAUCAGUAUACUGGUAAUUUGAACACUAAGUGGAAUGCCGACAAAGUUUCAUUGAAAGGUGAAAUGAAUAUCAAGUCCCUUAUAGAUUUGGACGGCGUCAUUGCCUUGAAAUUCCCAUCUAGAACCAUGGAAUUGAACUUCAAGCACAGUGGUAUGGACAAUUACAUUUCACAUGCAGACCUAUCCUGGAGCCCACGUGACAAAAUCAACGUAGAUUUAACCUUUGGACACAAUAUUAAUGUAGAGGAGAGGAACAUCGCUAGUACUAUAAGCAUAUCAACACCAUUCGAAUUUCUACCAAUGGUUACAGCUAAUUUAGAGUACACCAGUGAUGCCAGUAAAUACAGCACUAGCAGUUUGUUUAACUGGGGUAAAGGCCGAGAUCAAAUAUCGUCUAACCUGUCCAUCAUGAAGCCCGUCUCUUUACGCCACAUUGACUUAAGUUGGCGAGCCACCUCGCCUUUUACUAGUUUCAAACGAAUGGCUGCCGAAAUAACCCACGACGCUGACAACAAAAUAAACACCAUUGUCAAAGGGUCUAUUGGUAACACAAAUGGCGAACUUAGCUUAAGUGGAAAGGACAUGAGUGACAGUUACAAGACCGACCUCGGAGGAAAGUUAGAACUUAAAUCCAACAUUCGUAACUACGAAACUGUUAGUCUAGAAGGUAAAGCAACAUAUGCUGAUAACAAAUACCAGAGCAACUUGGUUUUAGAUAGAAAUGGUGAUCGAUAUCUUUAUGAUAUCGACAUGGCCUUGUUCUUAAGCGGCUGGCAGAUGCAAUCUAAUGGUAACUUAGUGGUUGCCGUACCAAAUUUCCGUAUAAAGAACAACUGGAAUCAUCGCCAUACACUUAGCGACAUCCAAUCUACGAUGUCAUCCGAAUGGGGAAAUAGAAACAAAGUUUAUAUCAGUCUUACAGCUCUAAAUCAUUUGGCUUUAACACGUAAAAUAAAUGGUGACCUAAAAGUUCAAACCCCUUGGGAAGCUAUUCGAGACAUCGAAUUGAAUGCUGAACACGAGCUUGCUAGUGGUUUCUUCUCUGGUGUUUCUACGUUGAAAAAGAACCGAAAUGAAGUUGGCUCAUACAGACUGAAUUAUAAAAUGGGGGAUACUAACGGAGAUAUGGACUUCAUCCUUACCAACCCCUACACUGAAGAUUUAGGUGGCAAGCUGAACUUUAAAGCUGGUUCUUUCCCUAUAACUGGCCAUGCUGAAUUAUCAUGGGCUCCUAGACAAACCAUAACCACAGAUGGUACAUUCUCUUUUACCAACGACUUCGAUCUUGACACAACACUGCGUGUGACAUCGCCUUUCACAACAUUGAGUUCAGUCGUCAUUAAAGCUUCUAACAAAGACGUCAAUGGCCAAAUGGUUAUCUCGACAGCCAAUAUAGAAUACGGUUCUAGAAAAUCCAUCGAUUUGGAUUCACGUGUUCGAUACGGUGACAACAAAGAAAUUACCCUGAAAAUGAAAACACCACAUCCAGAUUUCCGUUCCAUCGACUCACAUGUUUCAUUUGCUAAAUCUGCAUAUGAAAUCGACACCAAAGCAGACCUUGAAGUUCUCCCUGUCUUUGGUAAAUUUUCCUCGAUGUUCAAUGCCAAAUGGGCUUCUGAUAUCUUAGCUAAAUUAAGAAUGGAUACACCUUUCUCUGGUUUCCCUUACCUCCGAAUUGAAGCUGCCAGUAGUGAAGAUAAUAAUGGAAGACACUCACGAAUUGAAACUGAAUAUUCUCCAAGGCAACUAGUGAGCCUGAUUUCUUCAUACAAAAUGGAUGGACCAAUUCCAGCCAUAUUGGACGUUAGCCUUACAACACCAUAUGAGUAUUUGGAAAACGUUGGGGCAUCAAUGACACAUAAAAACGAAAACAGCAACAUGCAAACUCAUGCUGAAAUCCGCUAUGCACCCUAUAAAAUGGUCGAAGGAGACUGGUCACUGAACUGGGGCAAAGAUCUAGAAGGAAUUCUUGUCGUCAAAACACCAUUUGAUCAAUAUGAAAAUACAAAACUAUCAUACAGACAACAAGGUGACUUAUCAGAUUUCUCCAGUCAUUCUGAGAUUGAAGCUCUGAAAAAGAAAAUGGAUGCCGAUUUAUCGUUCUCUUUUGGACGAAAACCGAGUGCUAAAUUAAUUUUCCACACGCCUUUUGACGGUCUAGAAGAAUUUAAGGCACAGGCUGAAAUGAGAGGCAGUUGGAAUCAACUCCGCAUGACUUCAACAAUUAAUUAUGGCCGAUCCCAGGAAAUUGAGGCAAGACUCAGAAACUCAAUGUCAAGCGGACGCAUGGAUGCCAAUUUCCUUCUGAAAACCCCAUUUUUCGAUACCUUGAAACUGAACAUUGAUCAUGAUGGUAGCCUCAGUAAAUUCACUAACAAGUUUACAUCAAGUCUUGGUCGUCGUUAUGCCUUCAAUACAGAUGCGUCAUUCACCAUGGCACUACCCAACAUCGAUGUCGUUGGAACUGUAGAUUACAGAUUACCAGUAGAUACCAGAGUUACUACGGUUACCCUUCACAAGGAUGGGGAAUGGGACAACAUGAAUGCACACUUGACGGGUGCUUGUAACGGACAAGAGAUUGCAAUUAGGGGUAAUAUGAAGGCUCGUGGUAGUAUAGAAAGCUCUAUCACUAUCGCUACCCCCUUUACUGAGGAUAUUGUUUUGUCAAUCGACCACAAUGGGGACAUUAAAGAUUUCUCUACCAAGGUAUCUGCCAAUAUUGGCACUGAUUACAUCGUCACAUCAGAAACAACAUUCAACCUUGAAUUACCAAUCAUGAACAUGAGACAGAAUUUGAACUACCGUUAUGCCGGAGAAGGACAAGAAAUAAACAUCGUUUCAAACACUGAAGGACCUUGGGAGAACUUUAAAUGGAAUUUAGCUACAUUUGUAGAUGGUUCUGAAUAUUCUACUUCAGGAAACAUGAAAUCAUCCAGCCCAAUCCUAGCAUCGAUAACUAUCAAUACACCAAUCAGGGACUACCGUGAAAUGUCCGCAGUUGUUAAGCACAGUGGUGACAUGAAUAGAUUCGGCUCAUCUGUAAGUGUACAGUUCAUGGAUGGCCAGAAGGUCGAAGGUAAUGUCAACUUUUACGCCAACGGAAUGAAUAGAAUCGAUGCAUCAGCUGUGAUCACCACACCAUUCCAGAAUUAUGAAAACAUUGAAUAUAAGUACACCCAAAAUAUUGAUGACAACAGUUUAUCUUGUCAUGGAGAGAUAUCAUACGGUUAUUCUAAACAGAUUGUUGCAGAUUUGAAUGCUUCCAUCUCUCCCAAAGUUAGUGGCAGUAUCGUUGUAACCACCCCAUUCGCCGAUUUCAGAAAUAACAGAAUAUCAAUAAGCGGGAAAGGUUCUUCGUCUAAUUUCCAAGCCGAUGGCGAGGUUGAACUCUACGGCGAAAAGUUAAAUGUUGAAUCUAUUUUCUCUCAUGGUACAGACACUAAUGGACGAUUUACUUUACUAGCAACAUCUGCAAAUGUAAAGGAUAUUACAGUUGCGUUCAACAAAAGAGGUGAUCUUAACGACUUUGCUUGUACCAGUAAAGUUACGUAUGGAGGAACAGAUGUUCUGGAUGGACGAGUUGCUGGACGAUUUAUUGAUGAUGAUAAAUCAUUAUCUCUCAAUAUCAAGAAUCCCUACACAGAAACAAUUGAUGCCACUAUCCGACACAACGGCAAAAUGUUGAACUGUACUACUACCAUAGAUGCUUCAAUUGGCAGUGGUUCAUCUGUUCACAGCGAGACAACUGUAAAAUCUAACCCAAGAAGUUUCCAUGUGGCAGUUGAUAAUAGUUACACUUUAUCUGGCGAGACAGAGAAAGCUGGAGCAUAUCUUAAAACUGAAGGAGAUUUAGUCGAAAACAGAGUGGAAUAUGGAGUCAAAUAUAACGACAAAGCUGUCGAUGGUUCAGUUGCAUAUGACUUCAAGAGAGGUAUUUCAAUUGACGCUUUAUUGACUACACCAUAUGUUGACUUCAGAAAUCUUGCUUUCCACUUUAAACAUGCUGGAAAAGCUGAAAAAUUCAACACCCAAUCACAUUUAAGAUACAUGGACGGACAAGAAGUUGGUACUAAAUUGGUCUUCUAUCGAUACAUGUGGAGAACCGUAACGACGACCCUUGAGAUCAAUACACCAUUCACUAACUUGGAAACUUCCAAACUUUCGUAUGAACACAACUUUAACGAUAAUUCUAUGUCUUCCAAAGCCGUUAUGGAUUAUGGUCUACGACAAAAGAUUUCUGGAGAGGCAAGUGUGACUUUGGGACCCAAAUAUACCGUUGAUUUGAAUAUUGAAACACCAUUUUCUGGAUAUGAAACUGUUGUAUAUUCUGGAUCUGCUGAAAACCAAAAUCAUCGUUACUCAACUGAAGCGAGUUUUAAAUUGGGAAAUUACAAUGCUUAUACAAUGAAUGCUGAUUUGAACUUGAAACGUCAUCCAUUCACCGGGAGUCUUAGAAUGUACACUCCAAUCUCCCAACUAAAGAAUGUUGACCUCUCCUUCUCACAUUUCGGCGAUUUGAAGAACCUCAAAUCUUCUGGAAAAUUUGAUACACCAAUUACUGGAACUGUCAGUGGGGAAGCUACUUUAGACUUUACAUCUCCAUACGUUCUAGAUGGCUCGCUGUCGCUAAAGAGCAGCCUGCCAAACAUGGACAAUCUUGAAAUUGCUGUUCAAAAUACUGAAUCUGGCGACGAACAUCGAUCACAUAUUAUGUUCGGAUGGCAAACUGAUCAACAAAUUACCCUGGAUGGUGGAUACACAAGUUCCGAUAGCCUGUAUAGGAAACAAUACAGUGGUGAUUUCUCUAUGGUCACACCAUUCGAAACCAUUCAUUCAGUUAAUUUAAGAAGUACAUUGAACAACGAUGCCCAAAAGUACACAGGCAAGGUCGAAGCCGACUAUAAUGGAGAUACUCUUCUUGAUGUUGGAACCGAAUACAUGUAUGGUGAUAGUUAUCACAGUUCAGUAACAAUGCACAAACCAAGACCAAUCGAAGCUACAAUGAGUGGCCAGUACAAUGACAAAGAACUAAAUGCGGAUAUAUUUGUCAACUGGAAUAGAGACGAACCAAACAGUAACAUCCGUUUGUUGGCUGCUAGUCAAUUUGGCGACAGCAAGGAACUGAACAUAAGAGUGGUGAACCCAAUGAGAACAGUUGCCAUGAAGGGUUCUUAUCAUGGAAACAGCUAUUCAACAAAGAGCCAAGGGGAAUUUGCAUGGGAUGAGCAGUUGGGCCGUAAAAUCUUCUACGAUUUCGAUAUGUCUGACAGUAGUCGUCGAUACAAAACUAUGUACGAUGCAUCAUUCAAACUUGGAACACCAAGCCGAACAAUGCAAACAAGAGGAGGUUACAGUUCUACUAAGAGUGUCAAAACCAUUGACGCCGCCUUCUUGUGGGAUGCUGAAAGAGAUACUUCAAAACAAAUCGGUAUCAAAGGAAACUGCAUGCCAGGUGACAAUAAACACAAGGCUGAUGUUACCAUUACCUUACCUAACAAUCAACAGGACAUUCGAAUUGGUACUGAAAUGACUGUAGAUAGUGGUAGAACUCUUUUUGACGGAAAGACUGAAUUCUCUUACUCACCUGAUUCAAGAAAAACCCUGGUUCUGACCUCAAAUGUUCAAGAUGUUUCUUAUGACAGAAACCACAACAACUACAGUCUUUCUCUUGGUAUUCGACACCCAUACACCAACACUGAUGUUCAAUUCACAUCUCAUAUUGGUAGUUCCAGUGAGAAAUACGCCUCUGGUAUGCAGAUGCAGUACUUGACCGCCUCAAGAAAACGAAUCAACAUGGCUCUUCUCGGAGACAUUGACAGACUUCGACAACAAAUCAAUCUCCAGAUUGUCAGUCCACUAAAGAAUUUAGACGUCAGUGGUGAAGUAAAAAGUAUGGAACCAUACCAGGUUGUUUUUAACAGCCGUAUUAAUGGUGAACCUUCUGCAGUCGCCGCCGUUUCCAUUGAUAGCGAAACCAGAUCCUUCCAAUUUGAAUCCAACUAUGACAUAAAUGACUUUUCCAAUAUGUUCCACUUUGAUGCUCAUGUAGUAAAUGAUAGUGCUAUUAGAACUGAAUUAUAUUUGGAUGGUAGAGCCCACAGAAAUUUGUUUUCCGAUGACAUUAUCCUCAAGAGGAACAGAAUUGUUGAAUAUAGUAUGAAAUGGAGGCCAGAGAUGUUUAGCGAAUUCAAGAACUACGCCACUGAACAACAAAGACGUUUCCGUGCCGAUGCAAGUGCUGCUUUUGAUGAAGUCGUAGAACAUGUUGGAAAUGAAAUUAGUUACAAAUACCGAGCUAUUGCUGGUGCUGUUGAUGAAGAAAUUCGUCCAUUUGUUGAUAUGGUUUUACGAGAAAUAAUGGAUUUGGAAGAACGUAUGACCCAAAUCCGAAGUCAUUUACGACAGCUUCAUUAUGAUAAUGUUUGGUAUAUGAGAUCAAUGGGGGAUUACGCAGAAACUUCUUUCCUGGAAGCUUUGGAUUCAUAUAGCCAGUUAAUUGAAUCAUUUAAUCAGUUCUACACAGCAAAAUUAGACAGCAUCUUACAUUAUCUUGAAGAGAUGAAAUCAUAUCCAGUUAAAGAAAUAUAUGAAACAGCUGUAACUAAUGUUGUAUCACAACUUGAGGAAAUAUUAGAAAGUAGUAUGGAAAUAUCAGCGGAAAUACUUGAUGUUGUAAAUGAAAAACUUAGAGAAAUAGUUGAAAAUUCUGGAGUACAUAUUAAUUAUUAUGUUCAACAGCCUCUGUCAGAUUAUGCUAACAGCAUCUAUAAUCAUUCCAAUAUACAGCUAGUCCGAUCCAAAGUAAAUGAAAUCCGAAAUAUGGAUUUGAUCGGAAAACUUAAAAAUAACAUCGCCGAUUCAGUGAAUUCAUUGAGCAUACCAGAAAGAUAUAACUCUGUUAUUUAUAAUACAAGAGAAAUAAUAAAUCAACAACUUGCUGAUAUCGUAAACAGAAAAGAAGUUAAAUAUAUUCAAACUAGAGCCAAUGACGUUUAUCAAGAGGGUGUAUGGGCUUACAACUAUUGGAAGAUCGAAGAAAAUGUUGAACAAAAAUUAAGAGAAUUAUUCAGUUUGUUGAAAGAAAUCGUUGAAGUUGAAAUAUCCCAGUACAGAGAAAAAGUUGGAUGCAUCUUCAAAUCCAAUGUAACUGUUUACGACCCACAGAAUGGUGUACUCAAGGCUGAGUUGUAUCUCCCCACACCAAUGUCGUCUUUGAUGGAUGUAGCAGGAUAUGGAGAAGAACUUAAAGAAAUGAUGAAUGAAUAUAGAAAGUCCAUUGCUCAGGUUUACAAUGAUUAUAUGACAACUAUCUGGGCCCAAAAUAAUGAAAUGACUGUGAUGGAGAAGCCACAAAAACGACAAUUGCGCCAACUUCGCCGACGAAAGCAGUAAAUCGCCAAAUGACUUGAAACUUGACCAACAACCAAUUGAUACCAAUCAAAACAGAUUAAUUGUUGAUUUAUUUAUUAUGUAGAUGUAAAAGUUUAAUUUAAGUUAUAACAAUAAAAUUAUAAAGCAUAAA
Patella vulgata (common limpet) is the source of this 12158-nucleotide messenger RNA. RefSeq lists its product as uncharacterized. Bases 44 to 12028 code for a protein of 3994 amino acids. The record is from RefSeq and is a predicted model, not a curated record. The transcript has 28 exons. Gene Ontology annotation, biological process: lipid transport. Gene Ontology annotation, molecular function: lipid carrier activity. Lineage: Eukaryota; Metazoa; Mollusca; Gastropoda; Patellidae.